Molecule: messenger RNA, 3958 nt
Organism: Nicotiana tabacum (common tobacco)
Lineage: Eukaryota; Viridiplantae; Streptophyta; Magnoliopsida; Solanales; Solanaceae
Product: NF-X1-type zinc finger protein NFXL1
Biological process (GO): regulation of DNA-templated transcription
Cellular component (GO): nucleus
Molecular function (GO): zinc ion binding; DNA-binding transcription factor activity, RNA polymerase II-specific; RNA polymerase II transcription regulatory region sequence-specific DNA binding
Source: RefSeq, a predicted model, not a curated record
CCUCUUACCCUCAUCCUUCUCUCUCUCUCAUCUCUCUCUCUCUACUCGAUCGAGAGAAAAUCCUCAAUACAUAGCCGAAGUAGCCGAGUCCGGAGAAUCACCAGAACAAAUCUAAAGAAUAUCAAAACCUGUAUUUUGAUCCGGUUUUCUCGAAUCAGUUGAAUCGAUUUGAUUUGGGCCGUAGCAAUCUGUCGUUGGAUAGGGAUAUUGAUUAUUUCCAAAUUUUAAGUCAGAAUAUGAGCUUUUCAUCUGCACAAAACAAUAGACGGAAUAACAACAGUAAUCGGCCCGGAAACAAUCCUGUUCAAAGUGCUCGACGUGAGUGGUUACCUCGGGGAUCCACGGCCACCACCGCUGUUUCAGCUGCCCCUGUCACCACCACGGUAACUACCACUGUUGUGAGCCCUGUGUUCAAUCUUAAUGGUUCAAGCUCAGCUGGAAAUGGAAGAGAAAAGGAUAAUGUGUCAGCUGCACCCGUUAAUCGUCGAAAUCAGACAUAUGUGGGACCCAAUCUCAAUAAGGGGCCGACAUAUGCGAGGAGAGAGAGGGGCAGGGAGAACCAUAAUUAUCAGGCGAACAGGGUGGAGAGGGCGGUCAAUGGGAGGAUUAAUCAGGGCGAACACACACGUUUGAAGGACCCUAAUUUGCCUCAACUUGUGCAAGAAAUUCAGGAGAAGCUGUUGAAGGGGAACAUUGAGUGCAUGAUUUGCUAUGAUAUGGUGCGGAGGUCUGCCCCUGUUUGGUCAUGCUCGAGCUGUUACUCUAUUUUCCAUCUUAAUUGUAUCAAAAAAUGGGCCAGAGCUCCCACUUCUGUUGACAUGUCUGCGGAGAAGAAUCAGGGAUUUAAUUGGCGCUGUCCAGGCUGUCAAUCAGUGCAGCUCACUUCAUCCAAGGAGAUCCGAUAUAUUUGCUUUUGUGGGAAGAGGCCAGAUCCUCCUUCAGAUUUGUACUUGACCCCACAUUCAUGUGGAGAGCCCUGUGGCAAGAAACUUGAGAAGGAGCUUCCAGGGCAUGAUCUGAGUGAAGAGGAUCUGUGCCCUCACGUUUGUGUCCUACAAUGCCAUCCUGGUCCUUGUCCACCUUGUAAGGCAUUUGCUCCAGCUAGAAGUUGCCCCUGCGGGAAGGAAGUAAUUACCACUCGGUGCUCUGAUCGCAAGUCCGUUCUUACCUGCGGACAGCAGUGUGGUAAGCUUCUUGACUGUGGGCGUCAUCGGUGUGAACAGACUUGCCAUGUUGGUCCUUGUGGCCAUUGUCAAGUUAUUGUGAAUGCCUAUUGCUUCUGUAAGAAGAAAACAGAGGUUGUUCUUUGUGGAGACAUGGGUGUGAAAGGAGAUAUCAAGAUCGAGGACGGCGUCUUUUCAUGCAGUUCAGCUUGUGGAAGGAAGCUUAGCUGCGGAAACCACAUCUGUCUUGAGCUCUGCCAUCCAGGGCCAUGUGGGGAUUGUGCCUUGUUGCCAAGCAAGGUCAAGACAUGCUGCUGCGGUAAAAGCAGCUUGGAGGACGAAAGACACAGUUGUUUAGAUCCAAUUCCAACCUGUUCCAAGGUCUGUGGUAAAAGCCUCAGGUGUGGGGUACAUCGCUGUCAAGCGGUGUGUCAUUCUGGUGACUGUGCACCAUGUCUUGUUCCUGUCACUCAAAGAUGCCGCUGUGGGUCAACUUCUCGGACAGUGGAGUGUUACAAAACACAGGCAGAAGUUGAGAAGUUCACUUGUGAUAGACCUUGUGGGCAAAAGAAGAACUGUGGAAGGCACCGCUGCAGUGAGCGAUGUUGCCCUCUUUCUAAUCCAAAAAAUUCCGUCACAGGUGGUUGGAAUCCUCAUUUUUGUUCAAUGCCGUGUGAGAAGAAGCUUAGAUGUGGGCAGCACUCUUGCGAGUCACUUUGUCACAGUGGUCACUGCCCUCCCUGCCUUGAGACAAUUUUCACGGAUUUGACUUGUGCUUGUGGGAGAACGUCAAUCCCUCCUCCGCUACCUUGUGGAACACCUUCUCCUUCGUGUCAGUUACCAUGCUCGGUUCCUCAGCCUUGUGGUCAUCCACCUACUCACAGCUGCCAUUUUGGAGACUGUCUGCCAUGUGCUGUUCCUGUAGCAAAGGAAUGUGUGGGCGGACAUGUUAUUUUGAGGAAUAUACCUUGUGGAUCAAAAGACAUCAGAUGUAACAAGCUUUGCGGGAAGACCAGGCAGUGUGGCUUGCAUGCAUGUGCUAGAACUUGUCAUUCUUCACCAUGUGAUUUUUCUGCUGGCCCCAGCAACGGCUCCAGAGCCUCUUGUGGGCAGACAUGUGGUGCUCCUAGAAGAGAUUGCAGGCACACAUGUACUGCUCUUUGUCACCCCUCUUCGCCAUGUCCUGAUGUGAGAUGUGAGUUUCCUGUUACUAUUACUUGUUCUUGUGGCCGGGUCACAGCAAAUGUUCCUUGUGAUGCUGGAGGUCCGAUUGUUGACUCUGUCUUUGAAGCUUCUAUAAUCCACAAGUUGCCUUCACCUCUUCAACCUAUUGAAAUAAAUGGGAAGAAGGUUCCUCUUGGUCAGAGGAAGCUCACUUGUGAUGAUGAAUGUGCAAAGAUGGAGAAGAAAAAGGUUCUUUCUGAUGCUUUUGGUAUAACUCCGCCGAAUUUGGAGGCCCUCCAUUUUGGUGAUGCAGCUGUCUCUGAAGUGCUAGGGGAUCUUCUUAGGCGUGACCCUAAGUGGGUUUUGUCCAUAGAGGAAAGGUGCAAAUGUUUGGUCCUUGGCAGGAGCAGAGGCGGGGUUAAUGCACUCAAAGUUCAUGUUUUUUGCCCAAUGUUGAAGGAAAAGCGGGAUGCAGUUAGACUGAUAGCUGCAAGGUGGAAGCUUUCAGUGAAUGCAGCUGGUUGGGAACCCAAGAGAUUCAUCACUGUGCAUGUUACACCCAAGUCCAAAGCUCCAGCGCGUAUACUUGGUGCCAAAGGUUGUACUGUCAAUAACAUUGCUCAGCCUGCUGUUUUUGAUUCUCUGGUGGAUAUGGAUCCAAGGCUUGUGGUGGCUUUGUUUGACUUGCCAAGAGAUGCAGACAUUAGUGCGUUAGUUCUCAGGUUUGGUGGUGAAUGCGAGCUUGUCUGGUUGAAUGACAAGAAUGCCUUGGCUGUGUUCAGUGAUCCUGCCCGAGCAGCAACAGCUAUGAGGAGGCUAGACCAGGGGUCAGCUUAUUGUGGUGCUUCUGUAGUUCCUCAGAGUGGUGUUGCAUCAGCAGUGACAUCCGCUACUAAUGCUUGGGGAGUCUCCGGAGCAGCCAAGGAUGGGGGAGGAGCGGCAGCUCUUAAGGGUAAUCCAUGGAAGAAGGCUGUAGUCCAGGAGCCUCAUUUGAGGGAGAGUCCAUGGGAUCCCGAAGAAUGGUCCAAGAAUCCCACUGAUUCAGCCCCUUCUGCCUGGAGGACAAAUGAAGCAACAACUGCUGCCUCGUCUAAUAGGUGGAGUGUCUUAGAGCCUGAAAUGACUUCCAAUUUGCCGAGGGCGUCUAUUACAAUCAAGGAACCUGUUACUGAGCCAGGAGUGGGUGGUUCAGCUUUGCCCCCCAAACCUCAAGAUGUGGGGGUCGACGAGAUGGCAGAUGUAGUGGAUGAUUGGGAGAAGGCUUACGAUUGAGCGCCUGCAAAUGCAUAUGUUUUUGCUGUCCAUUAUUUCUUCUAUGUUUUCUCUUAAGUGCUCAGACGGGAGUUGAUUUUUUUAUGUUUAGUAGCUCCUGUUUACAAUAUUUGUUCAUCAUCUAAAGGGAGUGCUGUUUCCUUUUUGGUUCAAAAACACAACUCCUUUAGCCUUGGUGUCAAUUUCCUCUUUUUUCCUCAAUGAAGGAAAAGAAUGAAGGGAAAAAUAUUGGUCGCAUGGUUCAGAAUGGGCACAUGUUACAGGCUCUCGUUGGUGUAAUGUGCUAUUCGUAAUCACGUCUAGUAAGGUAAAUCUUUCUGCUGAGAUCAGUGUUUUAAAAUGCUGUUUGUUAAAAAUUA